Erigeron canadensis is the source of this 2313-nucleotide messenger RNA. RefSeq lists its product as uncharacterized. Lineage: Eukaryota; Viridiplantae; Streptophyta; Magnoliopsida; Asterales; Asteraceae. The record is from RefSeq and is a predicted model, not a curated record. The transcript is spliced from 4 exons. Bases 161 to 2173 code for a protein of 670 amino acids.
AUGAUGCAUACAGUCUAUGCCGCCCACCCACAGUAGUUGUCCAUCUGUAUGCCACUAUCUACAUAUACGAGUAUAUCUAAAAUCUAAUACAUCCAAAAAACGUUUCAAAAAAUCUUUUUACCAAAAAGUGACACUACUCAUCAUCAACAAGAACUAACUAAUGGCUGCAAUUAGUUUAUUCCCCAUAGGGUGCAAAGUAGAAGUAUCAAGCGACGAAGAAGGUUUUGAUGGUUCAUGGUACGUCGCCACAGUGAUCAACAUUAUUAAAAAAAAAAAGUCCAAAAAAACCAUGUAUGAAGUAAAUUAUGAUACUUUGAAUAAAGAAGUGGACACGAAUGAACCGUUGACCGAGGUGGUUGACCCUAGUUUUGUUCGACCUGUGCCUCCUGUUGGGAAUUAUAGGGACUUUGAGGUGAAUGAUGUCGUUGAUGUUUACCUAAGAGAUGGGUGGUGGAUUGGUGUUGUAAAGAAAGUGAUUAUCAUUGAUAAUGGUGAUCAAAAGAGUAGGAAAUAUGUGGUGGCUUCUUUUCAAGAUGAAGUCGAGUCAGAAAAAAGUGGACUCAGGUUUCAUCGUGAGUGGGUCGACUCUUGUUGGAGGUUGGGGCUCCCACCAAACAAGAAGAAUAACGAGGACACUUGUGUGGCAAAGAAUAAAAGGAAGAAUGUUUAUCAAAGGGAAAAUAAAGAAAAUGUUCAUAAGAAGAAAGAACCUUCUCUAAACGAAAAUAUAUAUGAGCUUGCAUCCAUUCUAAAGAGUUUAACUACUAGACAACAAGCUCAUUUGCAUGAGAUAGGUUUUGGAUGUUUGAUUGGAUUUUAUAUCGAGCAUUUACCUAGAAAAUUGCAAUCUUUGGCUGUAGAUAGAUUGGAUGCAGUGAAUUGUGAGAUGAUGGUUCAUGGAACAUUGAUGAAAAUAACAAAACAAGAUGUCCAUGACAUCUUAGGUUUCCCAAUGGGAAUUAUACAAGUUAAAGCAGUGAAAAAAGCUGGACUAGGGGAUACAAUUCUAGUGUCAAUGUGGAAAACAAGAUACCCACGUUUUCGGAAUGGUGUGCAGAGAAUACAUCUGAGCGAUGUAAUGCAAAUGAUCACGAGUCAACCAGAAGGAGGAUCAAAUUUCAAAAUUGAUAUUUUGGUUGCAAUUAUGACCAUAAUGGGCGAAGGAAAGUCAAACGGUGUAAUUAAUCAGUGGUUUCUUGGAUCAGUGAAUAAUGAAAACGAUAUAAAAAAUAUGGACUGGUGCGGGUAUGUGAUUGAAUGUUUAAGGAGAAGCAAGGAAAAUGGAAGCUGGAAUGCUGGUCUUUUGGCAUUCUUAGUGGUAUGGUAUGCACAAAAAAUUUCAAAACAACAAAAGGAGACUCCUGCAAUUUUACAUUGGACAUUUGAAGAACUAAAAGCUAUUGAACAAAUGGAAUGUUCUGAAGUUAACUUUGUAAGUAAUCAAGAAAGAAAGGAUGGUGAAGAAACUCAUGAAUUAAUUCCAUUAAGCGUAGAUCAGUCAGAUCAUGUGGGUUUUCCAGGAAGUUCAUGUUUUAGACCUCCUGACCAACAUGAUGAAGCAAGUGGAGCUCUAAAUAACGACAUUAUGAACCAAUAUCAACAAGUAUGGCCUUUUGUCAAGCAGUCUGCAUUCUGGGCUACCAUUGAAUCUCUUGAAUUUUUCAGACAGCCAUCUCAAAAGCCACACUUUUCUCCGUUGAAGAAAGUCAAAGUGGAUCACCGUGAGGGUUUAGCUAUCUCUUGUGUGGUGACAUUUAAGAAUCUGGUUGACAAGAUUUCAAAGAUACAACUGACUGAUCCCGUUGACAUAAUUAAUGACAGUUUGGAAACUUUAGUCGACUUGGAGACUCAUGGGUUUGAUGUGGGUGCUGUUCGAGCUUGUUUAAAUGAAAUGCUGUCUUUAAAAGACAAAGUGGGCCAGCUCAGAGAUUUGGAGAGAAAGGUUGAAGAAUCCAAAAAGUGUGAGCAAGUGGAGAUGAACCACCUUGAAGUGAGCGUUAAGAAGUUGCAAAAGGAGAUGGAGAUGAAGAAUGAGGAAGUUAAGAAGUUGCAAAAGGAGAAGGUGAUGAAGAAUGAAAAAGUUAUGAAGUUGCAAUCGAACUCGCAUCUUCUUUCUAAACAGAUUUUAGAUUGUGAGCAUUCUUUCAAAAAACUUACAGCCACCUCUCUAUAAGUAUGGUUUUCUUUAAUGUUGUGGUUUCUGCCUUGUAAUUAUCAUCCAACUAUGCUAAAGUAGUGCUAAUGUGGAAUACCGCAUCUUGAUCUUUGUUGUAGUUUCUACGUACUGAUAUAAUAUGAGUCUCGGCUUUAAUC